Molecule: messenger RNA, 2025 nt
Organism: Rhizophagus irregularis DAOM 181602=DAOM 197198
Lineage: Eukaryota; Fungi; Glomeromycota; Glomeromycetes; Glomerales; Glomeraceae
Source: RefSeq, a predicted model, not a curated record
AUGAGUAACUAUACCAUACUUAUCAAGAAACAUAAUUAUUAUGAUGUAUCAAGAUAUUCAGAAUCAAGUGAUAAUGAGCUUGAUAGUACUUCGGAUAUCUCACUUUCUGAUCAUGAGUUACAAUUAAAAGAAAUCGUAAUAUCUUCUGAUUUUAAUAAUAAUCACUAUGAUGAUGAAGAAUUUGAUAGUGAAGAUUAUAGUGAGGAUUAUGAUCAUUCUAACGAUGAUCGUUACGAUUAUAAUGAUCAUAAUAAAUCCUCAUUUAAGAUGCUUUCAUUUGUUUGCAACGUAAAAGGAUGUUUGAAAAAAUAUACGUUAAAAAGUAGUUUGAAACGUCAUAUUCAACAUCAUCACAUAGAAAAAAAUCCUUUUAUUUGUGUCGAACCUCAAUGCUUUAAUAUGAAAUUUUCAACUCUUGAUUUAUUGAAAAGACAUCAACAAAAAGUUCAUGAGAAUCAAAUCUUACAUAAACGCUCAUAUAUUAGAGAAAAUAUAGAAUUAGAUAAAAUUUUAGAGAAUAAUGAAAUUAAAAUUUAUGAAAGAAAGUACCCUUGUAAAGUGUCUGGAUGUAACAGAGUAUUUGAUAGUAAAAGUGCAGUAGCAUCUCACAAACGAUUUCAUAACACUGAAAAAGAAAAGAAAUCUAACAAAUGUGAUGUUCCCGUCUGUGAUAAGAUAUCUGAUAGUUUAUAUGAAUUAUGGGAUCAUGAUCUGUUUCACCUUGAAAAUAAUAGAAAAAUUUGUGAUGAAACCGAAUAUUCUCAACCAUUUCAAAAUUUACAAGAAUUAAAUGAUGAUCAACAAAUAUAUACAAAUGAUAAUUUAGGUGAAACUGAAUUUAAUUGUGAUGUGCAAGGUUGUAACUUUAAAAUUGGGCAAUUUGAAGCUUUGAAACAACAUCUAAAUGACUAUCAUAACGUGAAGAAUUAUUAUGUAUGUAAUAAAGAAGGUUGUAAUUUUUGCUGUACAAAUGAUUCAAACUUUUAUAAUCAUCAACAAAUUCAUGUUGAUAAUAAUGUUAAUAAUAUAAUUCAUGAUAAAAAUGAAUUAUUCAAAUGUGAAAACCCUGGAUGUGAUAAAGUUUAUAAACGUUUAUGUCAUUUAAGAGCUCAUCAAAAUCGAAGAAAACAUCAUUCUCAAGUUGAAGAAAAGAAUUAUAUUUGUGAUGAACCUGGAUGUGAUAAUGUUUAUAAAAGUUUAUAUUAUCUUAAAAAACAUAAGGAUCUUAAUCACAUAAAAAUUUUAUUACCUUAUGUUUAUAUUGAUAAUGUAAACUUUGAUAUUAAACAAGAAAAUACUUAUUAUUGUAAUCAUUCAGGAUGUUCUUAUACAACUAAUCAAAUGGAAGAUUUAACAAAUCAUAAGAUGAUUCAUACUGAAGAAAAGAAUUUAGUUUCAUGCAAUAUUAUAGAUAUAUCAGAAAAUAAGAUUCAUAAUUUACGGAAAAUUAAUCAGAUUAAUUAUAAAAAAGAUCAAGUUUUUAUGAAUAAUACAAAAAUCAAUAGUCAUUUAUUAAUUAAAUCAAAGAAAAAGAUCUUUUCAUGUAAUGAUCAAGGAUGUAAUAAAAGGUUUAUUACAUUAAAAAACUUGAAAAAGCAUAAGGCUAAAGCUCAUUCAAAAAGUGCAAAUAGUUUGUUUACUUUAAAAUCUCAAUCAAAAAAUUAUAAUAUAUGCAAAUAUAUAAAAAAGAUUCAAAUUCCUACUAGAGUAUCAUAUGAUUUUGUAAAUAAAAAGCAAUUAGAUAUAAGUAAUGAUAUAUCAAAAGGAAAUGAAUUAGAUACUUAUAGAUUACGAAAACGUCCAAGAAUUAAUAAAAUUAGAAUAUUGGAUGAUGAUGAUAAUGAUUGUCUUUGUAAAUUUACUGGAUGCAGAAAAAUUUUCAAUUCUGUGUAUUCUUUAAAAAUUCAUCAGCAAAAGUUUCAUAUGAUUACUAAAACUUAUCCAUGUAAUAAAUCUGAAUGUAAUUUUAGAACUAAAUUUUUUGAAAAAUUAAAAAAACAUCAAUUAGAAAAACAUGGAUAUUAG